AUUUACUAAUUCUGGCAUUUACCUACAGAACCUUUUAGUAAACACAACAAAAGUCUCUAUAAACGGAAGCAACAUUUAAUAAAUAAAUCUUCAUAUGUAACUCGCAUAUGUGGCAUAUGCGAGGCAUUAUCUACCGAACAAAGAACACAAUAACCGAUCUCAGAAUACAUAUAUACAAAGCAUUUACCCCGUUCGUCGUUCUACUGUUUCAUCAAAGGUGCUGCAGUGGGCAGUGGUGCAAACAUGUCAGACGGAGAGGAUUUUCGUGACAUUGAUCUUGAAGAUCUCGAAGACGAUGAGGAUAACCACAGCCCAAGCCAGAAUGCUGCAGAGGCUGCAGCGACUCCAGAGAUAAACUCGAGCUUGGAUAUUACUGGCGACACACAGAAGAGUGAUUCGGAAAACAAUUCGAGCAGCUCCGAGGAGAGCAGUGGCGCCGCGCUGCACCAUUUGGGCCUUGGCAAGAACAGCAGCAGCAGCGCCAGCUCGAUAACUGCGGGGGCGGACGAGAAUCCGUGCGACUACUGCGUGGGCGGCUAUCAUCCGGUGCAAUUGGGCGACAUGUUGAACCAUCGCUAUGUGGUGCUGAAGAAGCUCGGCUGGGGCCACUUCUCCAUCGUGUGGCUCUGCUUUGAUAUGUCAUCGGAUGUCUACUGUGCCGUCAAGGUGUGCAAAUCGGCGGAACACUUGGCGGCGACGGCAUGCGACGAGAUCUCACUGCUGAAGAAGGUGUCCAAGUACGAGUCGCAUGCGCUGCGCUGCCGCCUGGUCUCCCUCACGGACAACUUCUUUGCGAGCGGCCCGAACGGGACACACCACUGUCUGGUGUUCGAGAUACUCGGACAGAAUCUGCUCUGUCUGAUCCAGCGGUCCAACUACCAGGGCAUACCCAACGCCAAUGUCCGGCAGAUUGCGCGUCAGGUGCUGGAAGGCCUGGACUAUCUGCACGCCCAGUGCCACAUCAUACACACGGACCUCAAGCCCGAGAAUGUCAUGCUCGAGGCGAACGACCUCAAUGUGCGGAGCAAGGCCGCUGAGGCUGCCAGCACCUAUUUGGAGGCCCACACCAGACUAACCCCGACCCGUAAGCUCCACGGCUGUCCGGCCAGUCCGAGUGACGACUCUGUGGUGCCCGACAAGCUAACAAAAACGGCCAAGAAGCGGCUACGCGGACAAGUCAAGCGCAUGGCCAGCUUCUUCGCGUCUCACCGCCGCUGGCUGCGUCAGCGCGCCGUGGAGGAUCUGCUGCAUCUAGCUAGUCGCGGCCUCCUUAGCCCCUCCGCCGCCGGGCUUGGCGUGACCGGGAAGCUGCCCUUCAUGCCCUUCAACUUUGACGGUCUGACGAUCCUCGAGGAAUUCGACAUCUUCCAUCUGGGCCGCUUCGGUCACUUGGAGCAAUUGACAGACUUUCCCGCCUACGCCAUGAAGGUCUUCCUCCUCGAGUGCGAGUCCUUCGACAAUAGUACACCAGUCGACAAUAAAUCGGUGAAAAAUCGCUCGAGCAGCCGCUUGAAAGGCGGCAGCAGCCAUUUGACCCAUGAAGAAAUGGAUGCCAUGGAGAGGAGCCUGGCCAAGGGAUCAAAAAUGUUGAAGCUACUCUACAGGGACCCGGUGGCUUUCAUGCGCUGUGUCCAGGAGAAGGUGCAGGCGUCAGAUCGGGCCGCAGCAGCUGCCCAGCCGAAGUGGGCGCCGAUAAUGAACCGCAAGUGGAAGAUCGGAAAUGCUCGAAAGAAGUGUGCGGGAAUUCAGGGGAAAAAUCCGUUGUCGGAGAAGACUGUGAAUUUCCCGGGCCGCCACAUAGAGUCGCGCCGUGAUCCGGCUCUGUUUCCGUGCAAAUUGAACGUGAAGCUCGCAGACAUGGGCAAUGCCUGCUGGUUCGAUCAUCACUACACGGACGAUAUACAGACGCGGGAGUACCGGGCCGUAGAGGUCAUCCUUGGGGCUGGCUACAACGAAAAGGCCGACAUCUGGAGCGCCGCCUGCAUGUUCUGGGAGCUGGCCACCGGCGACUAUCUGUUUGAGCCCGGCAAGACGACGGACGAUGCCAGCUGUGACGAGUUGCACAUCGCAAGCAUCAUCGAGACGUGCGGCACCAUUCCCCAGUAUCUCAUUGACCGCGGCGAGUUCUCGUCGGGCAUAUUCCAGCCGAAUGGGCAGCUGCUCCACGUUACCCAACUGAAUAAGCGUAAUCUGGUCUCCGUCCUUGUUCAAACUUACGAGUGGGGCACCAAUGCUGCCUUCGAGUUUGUGUCGUUCUUGAAGCCCAUGCUCGACCCUGAUCCACGACGUCGCAUUUCGGCCACCAAAGCGUUGAACGACAACUGGCUGAUCCUGCAAGCCCGCCUGAAGGGUGGCAAAGAUGUUACGUCCCCCAAACCAUCGAAAAUACCCAUCAUUCAUCAACCAUCAGGUUGA
Drosophila obscura is the source of this 2415-nucleotide messenger RNA. Its product is annotated as SRSF protein kinase 3-like. Gene Ontology annotation, molecular function: protein kinase activity; ATP binding. The record is from RefSeq and is a predicted model, not a curated record. Bases 244 to 2415 code for a protein of 723 amino acids. NCBI's taxonomy places the organism in Eukaryota, Metazoa, Arthropoda, Insecta, Diptera, Drosophilidae. Gene Ontology annotation, biological process: regulation of mRNA processing; spliceosomal complex assembly; protein phosphorylation. The transcript has 3 exons.